AUGGCUAGGCCCGCUGUCAACUUCAUCACUGGAAACGCCAAUAAGCUGGGCGAGGUCAAGGCGAUCCUGGAGCCGGCCAUCGAGGUCAGGAGUCAGGCCCUUGACCUGCCCGAGAUCCAGGGCAGUUCAAUGGAGGAGGUGACCAUUGACAAGUGCCGGAGGGCUGCCGAGCUGGUUGGCGGCCCUGUCCUGGUGGAGGACACGUGCCUUUGCUUCAACGCGUUGAACGGACUGCCGGGGCCAUACAUCAAGUGGUUCCUCAAGUCUAUCGGUCAUGAAGGCCUCAACAAUCUGCUGGCUGCCUACUCGGAUAAAUCGGCCAAGGCUGUUUGCACUUUUGCUUACUCGGCCGGGCCGGGUCAUGAGCCAGUCCUCUUCCAGGGCAUUACCGAGGGCAAAAUCGUGCCAGCAAGGGGACCGUCCAACUUCGGCUGGGACCCAAUCUUUGAGUAUGAGGGCAAGACUUAUGCUGAGAUGGAAAAGGCCGAAAAGAACAAGAUCUCUCACCGGGGUAAGGCUCUCGCCAAGUUGCAAGCUUGGUUUGCAGAGCAGGCGUCAUCAUGA
This is a messenger RNA of Thermochaetoides thermophila DSM 1495, 564 nucleotides long. Its product is annotated as putative ham1 family protein. Gene Ontology annotation, molecular function: nucleoside triphosphate diphosphatase activity. Gene Ontology annotation, biological process: nucleoside triphosphate catabolic process. Gene Ontology annotation, cellular component: cytoplasm. NCBI's taxonomy places the organism in Eukaryota, Fungi, Ascomycota, Sordariomycetes, Sordariales, Chaetomiaceae. The record is from RefSeq and is a predicted model, not a curated record. Bases 1 to 564 code for a protein of 187 amino acids. The transcript has 5 exons.